AUGGGUGUCGCUCCGAGCACAACCGGACACGGGGGCGGAGACGGCAGUGGCAAGGACAAAGGUCAGCUUCGGACGGGCGAUCGCGAUGACACGUCGAAGGAUGCCGGCCACACGCAGACCCUCUGGAUACUGAUCUUCCGGGGCUACCCUCGCGAUAUCCAGAGCGCCCGAGUUACCGAGCUGAACAUCGUCUUCGACGACAACGAGAGCCGCAAUCUCACCAUCCGAAUUGAAGGCCACCAUCCCAACUUCCGUGUGAUCGAGGCGUGGAACCAAGGCCACCCCCGAACACGACCCCAUUUUUUCCGACGACUUGCUGUCGCGACCGUCGAAACCACUGCGGACCGCGACACGCGGUUGCGGGAUGCCAUCUUGGGCACUCACGUGAAUAAUACCGAAUCGGAUUGGACGUGUCAGAGCUGGGUGGGCGACGUCCUGACGGCGCUGCAAGAUGCCGCGCUCAUCACCGUCGAGGAAGGCGACAACGCGCUGAACGGGAUGGUCAACUAUAUCGCCCGUGCUCCUUGGCAAUAA
Durotheca rogersii is the source of this 534-nucleotide messenger RNA. RefSeq lists its product as uncharacterized. The record is from RefSeq and is a predicted model, not a curated record. The coding region runs from base 1 to 534 and encodes 177 amino acids. The transcript has a single exon. NCBI's taxonomy places the organism in Eukaryota, Fungi, Ascomycota, Sordariomycetes, Xylariales, Xylariaceae.